AUGUCAGCAAGGAAGCGCCAUCCAGUCGAAUUGAUCAUUUGGAUAGUAAUUGUCGGAGCAGCAAUUUAUGGAGCUAUAGUUCUUAGCAGUAUAACUUUGAGAAGAUAUACGGAAAAUCCAACUGUGAUUUCGAUGGAAAGGGACAGAUUUUCAUGGAAUACCACUUUUCCAGCUGCUACAAUUUGUCCCACUUAUAAAAUCAAUGAGCCUUUACUUGAAUUGUAUGUUCAAAGCUCGACAGAGAAGAACAAAACGCUUCUGAGAGAGUUUUUGGUAACUUUAUCUCAAGCUACUUAUACUAAUUUUGAAACUGUUGUCGAAUAUGAGGGUAUUGCGGAGGAGAAUUAUUUAGAUAUUUUGUUGGAUUUGCAGUUUGAGUUUAAACCUGCCGUUUCUAAUUCGGGAGGCAACGACAAAAAGUACACUUUGCAGAAAAUUGUUUCCGAAAUGGGCAUUUGCUACAGUUUCAAUUCAAAAUUAGCGAUUUACAAUUCCCCUGAUUAUUGGGAUGAAGGAAACUGGGAUUUAAUUGAGGGUAAUGAAACUUUUUACGUAAAUCCUUUAGAUGGAGAAGUUUUUGCGAAUGUUAUGAAUAUGUCUACCGGUUUUGAUGUAUUAUAUUUAACAAUCAAGCAACGAAAGUGUAGAUUUUACGACGAAAGCAAUUUAAAACAUUCUCCUGCGUAUUCUUAUGUUUUAUGUCGAAUGGAGUGCCGGGCUGCAUUGGCCAAACGGUUAUGUGGUUGUGUCCCACACUUUUAUAGAAAACUGGAAGGUCAAAAAAUUUGCAACAUCCUCGGCCUCCACUGUUUGGCAAAACAUAAAGAAAAACUGAUCCUUCUCAAAGGCGAAUGCUCUUGUCUUCCCAACUGCGAUGAAGUUAACUACAUUAUUGAAGAUAUGGAUACCCGAGAAUGGUUUUUAGGAUCGAAUCUGCAAUGGGGCCUCAAAGAAUAUCCUAAAAUGCGUUUACGUCGUGACAUAAUUUUUGGUUUUUCCGACCUACUUGUUUACAUUGGCGGAAUGGCUGGCUUAUUUUUAGGCUGCAGUGUGUUAAGUUUUAUCGAGAUUAUCUAUUUUUUUACUUUGAGGCUUUAUUGGUUUGUGAUUAAAUAUGGUAAAGAGACAAGAGAGAGGUUCUGA
Tribolium madens (black flour beetle) is the source of this 1143-nucleotide messenger RNA. Its product is annotated as acid-sensing ion channel 5-like. NCBI's taxonomy places the organism in Eukaryota, Metazoa, Arthropoda, Insecta, Coleoptera, Tenebrionidae. Gene Ontology annotation, cellular component: membrane. Gene Ontology annotation, biological process: sodium ion transmembrane transport. Gene Ontology annotation, molecular function: ligand-gated sodium channel activity. The transcript has 5 exons. The record is from RefSeq and is a predicted model, not a curated record. Bases 1 to 1143 code for a protein of 380 amino acids.